AGAUAGGUUAUGGAUUUUCUUGGAGUCGUGUGCGACGGCAACAUCUCGAGUCUCGACUAUCUCGUAAUUGUGUAUUAUUGUUGUUUUUAUCAUAUAACAUAAUUUGAGUGUCUCGCGAGUGUCACUGUCGCGUGUGUGUGCUCCGUGAUUUUUUUUUUGUAUAUUUCAUAGGGCACUGGCACUUAAUAAUGUUUGCGUUAACGGGAGAAGUAAACUUUUGGACUUUCGACGACAAUGUAAACAUAAACGUCACGGAUUUCGGUGCAUUUAAAUAUCACGAUAAACGUAUCGAUGGCACGUAUGAAGAAGGCAAAAGAUCUUAUUGCCAAGAACGUGGUAUGACUUACGUCCCAGAAAACAAAAAGGGAAACAAAUUAAAACAUUCCAUUAAAUACCUCGAGGAUCAGCUCAGAGACAAUUCUGUAAUUUAUUGUCAGUGGUACGAUGAUUCGGUUGCACAAUUAAUGCUUAGCAAUGGCUUACUGGUGCAAAUACAAGUUUGUCUCUUCAGUGGUGACAUACAAGAAAUUUCAUUUGACAAGUAUCUUGUAGGAAAGCUAUCCGAACAUAUAUCUGAUGUAAUUAUUACCAAAAGUCAUUUGGUUUGUACGUACAAUGAUAAUCUAGUGACCCUGGUGUAUUUUACAAAAUCUAAAACACACGUCUUCGAUAAGAUCAGCAAGUUGGAACCCAAGUUAAUCACAACGGACUUAUUUAUACCUAAUGGACGCAGAUUGGAUAAGAAAAUUCAAGUAAACAAGUCUGCUACGUUGAUAUUAAUUUGGCGAAAAUCUACAAUGAACGAAGUUUACCCUUGGAGUCCAGCUAUGAAACAAUACCAUCGAGCAAACAUGCAUCUCUUUCAACUUACAGGAACAAAGUUAGAAUUAUUAUGUUACAUACGUACUGAAUUCGAUCCCUUGUGUAUUACGUUUGAUGCAUGCGAUGACAAUAUUAUUCAUUCUGUAGAACAAAAAGUCUCAAGGAAGGGAGAAGUGACCGUAGAAUGGCGUACGUAUGAAGUUUCCCGACAGAAUAAAUUAAAAAGGAUCGCUGUGAUUUCCGUACAAUUGCCAACGCAUACAAGUUGCGUGAGAUUUUCACCUAAUCAGGAAUUAUUACUUCUGUGUUGCAUCGAUGGUACUGUUAUGAUGUACGAUCAAAUCAAGUCGACAAGUACCAGUGUAAAAGCCGCUUUUAUACCCACUUUAGCCGCUUGGCAUAGCGACGGUAUAAUAUUUGUGGUAGGUAAUGAUAGAGGCCAGUUUCAACAUUUUGAUAUCACUUUAACGUGCAUCAAAACCCAGACAUUAAGCGACGAGGCAACGCCAGCAAAUAUUCUCGACUUAUCAUCAUAUUUUAGGAAUCAGCAUGCCUUGGUAAAUAUGGAGUGGAACAAGAAAAGCGACCCGAAUCAGAUUCGUUACUACAGUAAUGGCACGUCUUUAUUCUUGUUACUUUUUGAACGAGGUCCGAUUGGCGUUAUUAAGAUGAUCGAAGGUGAUACUCUUUCCGGGGAUGAAUUGGUCAGAAGAUAUUUGUCAGAAUCCCGGAUAGAACAAGCGACUUCCUUGUUGUUGUCGAUGAACUGGGAUACGCAUCCACGUGUAUGCAUGCAUUCGCUCAAUCAAAUCUUAAAUUAUUUGUUCAAGUUACCAUUGACCACGGAACGUGAAGGUCUGAUACAGAACGCACUGGGCAGUUUCCACAUACCUAUCAAACCAAUAAGCCAAGCUGUCGAAGAAGAAUAUGGCGACGAAGUAAGAGAUUUGACGAGGCGAUUUUUCCAUCAUUUAUUAAGGUAUAAGAUGUUUGAAAAGGCUUUCCGGCUAGCUAUUGAUCUAAAUGAUCACGAUCUUUUUAUGGACAUACAUUUCUAUGCUGCGGUCUUGAAUGAUAUGGAACUGGCAACUGCAGCAAAAGAGAAAGCUGAGAGUAUUCUAAGCAGAUCAAACAGUUGCAGUGGCUCGCAUUCCACGUGUUCGAGAACAUCAUGCUCUAUAUGUUCUGAUUCGAGCAAUGAGAAGGGUGAGGAGGAGGAGGAAGAAGAGGGAGAGAACGAGGAGGCAGAAGAAGAAGAGGAAGAAGAAGAGGAGGAGGAAGAGGAGGAAGAGGAGGAGGAGGCAGAGGAAGAGAAAGAGGAAGAGAUAGCAACGUAUAGCGAAGAGAGCGAAGAUUCUCAAAGAGUAGAACGACCCAAUUUGAAACGGUCAAAAAGGCGUCGUUAUAGAAAAGCUUCCAACUCGAGUCAAAUCCCACCCUUACCGAUUGUCCAUCCUCAUCAUACCGCGAAGAACACACUUUGCGCAUCCUACAACAACAUUCCGUCCAAUACUAAGACUGAUUAUAUCUUAGUGCCUUCGUCUCUUGACACGUCUGAUAAUAUUUUAACAACUUCGUUUAAUCACUCUUCGGACAUUUCAAGCCCAUUUCUAGCAUCGACCUCUUUUAACAAAUCAUUAUACAGUACACACUCGAAUUUUACCCCGACCAGCGCGGUGAACACGAUUAACAGUUCUCAAGUGUUUAACAAUGCAUCAGACGACUUGAUGACCACGUCAUUCGGUAGUAUUUCUCUAACUGAAUCGGAGGUAAUGGUCGAUGAUCAGUCUGGCAAUAAUUUCGACGAAAGGUUAUACGACAAAUCGUUAGUUAACGAAAUACCAUAUUCUUUCAAUGGAUAUUCCGCCACCAAUGUAAUAACAACUUGCGCGCAAGACGACAGCCUUAUUUCUACACCUUUCAAUAAGCCAAUAUACGAAUCAGAAGAUAUUCAAUCGAAUUAUUUGACGAACUGCUUAAACAUCGUUGACAAUAAUAUUAUGUCGACGUCAUUCAGUACUCGAGUCGCUAGCGCUCCUAUCUCGCAUAGUAACUCUGUCAAUGCGCUAACAGCGAACAAUAACUCUGAAACAACUUCGAUAUCACGAAGCGUAAAAUCUUCAAAGGUAUCUGAUAAAUCGCUAACUAAAGCUCUCAUUGAUGCUAAUACUCAUUUGACGGAUCAAUUGGCUUUUCCGAAUCGUAUUUAUACCAAUCUGAUGUCUACUUCGUUUAAUUAUCCCGAAGGAUAUGCGACUCCUGAAAGUAGCGAUAUUACAUUUCCCAACACAUUUAACAACGUUAAUGAUCAAACCGUUAAAUUACAUCCUGUUACGGAAGAAAAGGAAACAGGCGUCGCUAUUCCACCACCACCACCUUCUCUGAUAAGUUCUCUCACUAAUUACCUUCAUAGUUUACCUAAAAAAAAUUAUCUUUUAUCUAGGAGCGCUCAAGGUUUAUCAAAUAUUAAAGAAUCAGAAAAAUUUGCGUCGAAUAAAACACACAUGCCGUCGGGCGCUUUACAAAAACAGAAUUCCACAACAUCGAACAUCCCUGAAAGUCAGAAAACAUCUCUAUCUUUCAAAACAUAUAGAUACAAUUACGAUCUAGAUUACAUACCAUUUCACGGUACUCGUGACGACACAGAUUUACAACUUUCACAAACGGUUAACAGAAGACUUCCCUCGCGGAACUUUCAUCCUAGCUACAGCAUGCAACAUGGGUUAUUCGAGAAUAGAUACUCGUUGAGAUCUACCUUAAACAAUACAACGGUUAAUGCGAAUAGAGAAACUAAGAUGCUUUCUAACGUACCACCUCUGCCUGUAAUUAAUACGUCUAGCGCUAAUUUGAAGAUUUGCUCCACGUGUCCGUCAUUCGCCGAUACGCCAAGCUCUCUGUCUAACGAAAAACCAAAAGUCAAGUUUUCAGAUACUGUCACUCACAUAUUAGUACCUGGCACAACUCAAGUAUAUAGACAGAAACGAACUACUGCACCAACUACACACAUAACGGAUCCUAAACGUGAAUUAGCUGAAAGCCUUCCACUUUGCCUGGGUAACGAAGAUUACCUUAAAGAUUUUCAACCACUAUGUAAAGACAACGCGGACGAAAAAGUUAAAGAAUCUCCCAAGACUGACGACAGUACAAAGAUUAAAGUUGUACAUUUUGGUUUAUUGUAAACCAGUGUUAUUCAAAGAAAUAAUAUAAUGAGUUACGUAUGAUUAAUUAUUAAUUUAUCGGACACAUAUGCACGCGCGUGACUUCAUGGAAGGACAGUGCGAUAGAAGAUUAAUAAACAAAACAGAGGUCCGAUAUUAUUUAUAAUAAGAGAAUUAAGUUUAAUAUUUAAUUUUAAUCUAAUUACG
Temnothorax curvispinosus is the source of this 4187-nucleotide messenger RNA. RefSeq names its product WD repeat-containing and planar cell polarity effector protein fritz (gene frtz). Gene Ontology annotation, biological process: cilium organization; nervous system development; establishment of protein localization. The transcript is spliced from 15 exons. Gene Ontology annotation, cellular component: axonemal basal plate. Gene Ontology annotation, molecular function: protein binding. Bases 189 to 4001 code for a protein of 1270 amino acids. Lineage: Eukaryota; Metazoa; Arthropoda; Insecta; Hymenoptera; Formicidae. The record is from RefSeq and is a predicted model, not a curated record.